This is a messenger RNA of Dipodomys spectabilis (banner-tailed kangaroo rat), 1077 nucleotides long. RefSeq names its product glutathione S-transferase omega 2 (gene Gsto2). Lineage: Eukaryota; Metazoa; Chordata; Mammalia; Rodentia; Heteromyidae. The record is from RefSeq and is a predicted model, not a curated record. Gene Ontology annotation, molecular function: glutathione transferase activity; glutathione dehydrogenase (ascorbate) activity. Gene Ontology annotation, cellular component: cytoplasm. The transcript has 6 exons. Gene Ontology annotation, biological process: glutathione metabolic process; L-ascorbic acid metabolic process. Bases 92 to 826 code for a protein of 244 amino acids.
CCGGAGCACGGUUGUGGUUGGAGCAGGACUUGGUAAUGAACCACUAGGACGGUGAUCUGAGCUCUGGGCACAGUGCAGACACCUGAAGACCAUGUCUUGCAGUGAUGCAACGAGGGCGUUGGCUAGAGGAUCCUGUCCCCCGGGGCCAGUCCCAGAAGGUGUGAUCCGAAUUUACAGCAUGAGGUUCUGUCCCUACUCCCACAGGACUCGCCUGGUCCUCAGGGCCAAAGGUAUCAGGCAUGAAAUUGUCAAUAUUAACCUGAGAAACAAGCCUGACUGGUACUACACAAAACACCCUUUUGGCCAAGUUCCUGUGGUGGAGAACAGCAGUUGUCAGUUGGUCUAUGAGUCGGCCAUCGCGUGUGAAUACCUAGAUGACGCGUUCCCGGGAAGAAAGCUGUUUCCAUAUGACCCUUAUGAACGAGCUCGCCAAAAGAUGUUAUUAGAGCUAUUUGGUAAGGUCCCACAUUUGACCAAGGAGUGUCUGGUGGCCUUGAGGUGCGGGAGAGAAUGUGCCGAGCUGAAGGGAGCCCUGCGACAGGAAUUCUGCAACCUGGAAGAGAUUCUUGACUAUCAGAAUACUACCUUCUUUGGUGGAGACCGUAUAACCAUGAUUGAUUACCUCUUCUGGCCCUGGUUUGAGCGGCUGGAUGUCUAUGGGAUUGCUGACUGUGUGAAUCACACCCCGUCCCUACGGCUCUGGAUAGCCGCCAUGAAGCAGGACCCCAUCGUUUGUGCUCUACUCGUGGACAAGAACACCUUCCUGGGCUUCUUGAAUCUCUAUUUCCAAAACAACCAUAAUGCCUUUGAUUUUGGGCUAAUAUGAGCCUCAUAAUCCUCUCUCCCUCCCCACCCCAACCGCAUCCCAAAUUUUCAGCUUGUCAUGAUUCUGCAUCAAGUUAUUUGAGGGGUCAGUCUGCCUCUCCUCUGUUUCUUUGAGGUUCUAAAUAAAAAUGGAAACAGAAAAUAGAUUGGUAACCCCUUGCCCGACUCUUAUACCCCAGAGCUUCUAGAAAGUGCCCAGUGCUAAAGUCCAAAAGCAUUUUGAGAGCUUGGGCCUCCUUGGCCUGUGGCCAG